Messenger RNA from Gregarina niphandrodes, 735 nucleotides. RefSeq lists its product as hypothetical. The record is from RefSeq and is a predicted model, not a curated record. The coding region runs from base 1 to 735 and encodes 244 amino acids. The transcript has a single exon. Lineage: Eukaryota; Apicomplexa; Conoidasida; Eugregarinorida; Gregarinidae.
AUGUCGUGUGAACAUGUGGACAUCGUCAAGAGUGAGCGGAAACUGUUAGCGACCGCUUGCGUUUCGUUGUCAUGGAAGCAGUGGGAGGACCGCGAGGGUGUGCAGAAUAACCAGAAGCUGCGCGAACUCUGCAAGGCCUAUUAUCUCCUGAACGCGCACUAUAGUGACUGGCGACGACCCAGUCGAGGACCACCCGACCGAGGUGCUUCUGAAACCGAACAGCGCCGCGGGGAAGCGGACCUCGAGUGCCACUUGCAGGACCUCGCCACCACAUGGCUAGCCGUCGAUGAAGGACAGGAAAUGGACCGACUCAGGGAACGGCUUAAGACCUACGAAUUACUGGUACUGCGCUCUGUCUACUUCUGUAUUGAAACGCCAGACUACAUCAUUCCCAUGAUUGCCAAAACACUGCGUACGCUCGUACCCGGCAUCGCUAGCGACCCGUACCAGUACGACGGACUCUACCAAUGCGCACUCGGCAUCUUCAUGGACUACCUGCGCUGGCCCAACUACCUCCACUACGAUUUCAAACACCUCUGCACUGCCAUCGCCUUCAAGGCCGCCGUCACCAUGCACGUCUCACUCUGCAACCAUGUCGACCAACUCUCCGACGCUCAACUCACUCUCGUCAACCACGCACAAGUCAGAGAAAUACUCCAAGACAUACGCACAACCUACGGGUGGGCCGAAGCUGCCGAAGCACAAACUGUCCACACCAGCGGAAUCUGCACAUGA